CACAACAGGUACAGCCCUGGCUGCACUCGCUUCCUCACCUGCUUCACGUCUCUACUCAAAUGUCACCGUUUCAGGGAGCCCUCCCCUAUCACCUUAUUUUAAAAUUAUUACACACACACACACACACACACACAUUCUCGAACCCCUUUUCCUACUCCCAUUUUCUUACUUAGCACCUCACUUUUAUAUCUUAUUUUGCUAAUUGUCUGAUUCUCCUAAGUAAAAAGUGAGCUCCAUGCAGGUACAGGUCUUUCUCUUUUGUAUUCACUGCACCUAGAACUGUGUAGGUGCUCAAUAAAUAUGAGUUGAACAGAUGAAACACCAUUUGAUGAAUGACCUUGAGGACUCCCGCAGGACGCUAAACUACAAAUGUGUCGGCCGACUUAACUCCACUAUCCUACCUUGCAGCUCACCCAACCCGUGUUCUAGAUUCAUUCCUGUCUCCAAGCAUUUGCUUAAAGUCACGCCCGCGCCAGGAUCACCCUUCCUACCCAAGAGGGUCUCCUUCAGAUCACCCUCCCCGCGCCUCAUGACGUAAAUGUGUGACAGAGUCCCCAGGCAUGGCUGGAAGGUUGGUGGGUUGCCAUGGUUACCCUCCUGCGGCAGCAUAUUCCUAGGGUGCUCCGCCCCUACAGGUAAUAGGUGGUUAGCAGAUCUCGAGCAGCCCGGUGCGGGAAUUGGUAUAAAGGGGCGCCAUCCCGUUUUCUAACGCCCCCCCACCCACGCAGUUGUCAUGGAAACGAAGCGCUUCCCUCCAGCGCCGCCUCCCUCCACGUUCUCCAAGAGAAAAAGACACAGGCAUAGUUGAAGAGCAAGGUGGUCUGAAAGACUGUCCAAAAGGCGGGGACGCCGCUAAGUCCCAGCGCUCAUUCCAUCAUCUCUCCGACCUCCUCCAGAGAUUGCUACGCCUGCGCAAGGAACGAGUCCCGGGUAUCUCGGCGGUGGAAGACGUGGAGUGCGUAGACGAACGAGAGUUUGGCGCAUGCGCUGUUAUGACAGCGGACGGUGGAAGCGCCGGCGCCCCCCAUGCGCCAGGCGGCCGGACAGCGGCGUCGGGGGGCGCCAUGGCCUCGGCGACGGCGGGCGAAGCGGAAGAGACCACCCGGCUGCGCAAGCCGCGCUUCUCCUUCGAAGAAAACCAGAUCCUGAUCCGGGAGGUGCGCGCCCACUACCCGCAGCUCUACGGCGCACAGAGCCGUCGGGUGAGCGUGGCGGAGCGGCGGCGUGUGUGGGACGGCAUCGCCACCAAGAUCAACGGCAUCACCAGCUGGAAGCGCACUGGCCAAGAGGUACAAAAGCGCUGGAACGACUUCAAGCGCCGCACCAAGGAGAAGCUGGCCCGCGUGCCGCACUCCACGCAGGGCGCCGGGCCUGCCGCCGAGGACGCCUUCUCCGCUGAGGAGGAGACCAUUUUUGCCAUCCUCGGGCCGGGUGUGGCGGGGCCAGGAGCUGGUGCAGGAUCAGAGCAGCCCCCCUCGGCUGCCUCCUCACAGCCACCGGCCCCAAGCGCCUGUGCCCAACGCUAUGUGUUGUCCGAGGACCGCAGGGAAGACCGGCGGGCAGAUACACUGGCCCACAGCAAGGCAGGCUCCAGCAGCCCAGAGCCCUGGGCCCGGCCUUCCUGCAAUCCCCAGGAAGGGGGCUGCCCACCGCCCAAGGAGCGUGAGUCCUCGCCCCCUCCAGCCCUGCAGACUGUCCAGCUGCCCCGUCUGGCUUUGUCUCCACCGCCCCCGGCCCCUCCACCUCCACCACCCCAGCCAGCACAGCAGGUCCAAGUAGCACCCUCAUCGCCCAUCCUGCCCCCACCCACCCCCAAGGUGGAGAUCACCCCAGAGCCGGUGUCAGUGGUGGCUGCUGUCGUGGACCGGGCCAUGGUAGCAGCCAGGGGGGUGAUCAUUGCCCCUAGGAGUGAGGAGGGGGCUCUCCGGCCAUCCCCAGCCCCCCUUCUUCCCCAUGACUCCCCCCCACACAAGAGAAGGAAAGGUUUUCCUACACGGAAGAGGCGGGGGCGAUGGAAAUCUCCGUGAAUCUGCCAUUGGGUUCAAGCUUGUCUUCGCUCCUUCUGCCUGCACCUCCUCUCCCAGCUUAGCCCAGUGGAGGAGGGCCAUGCACCUUCCCCAUGCCAGCCGCACCCUGGCUUCCUGCUGCAGGGGCGUGAGCACCCCACUCCCUGUACUAGUUAGUGCCUGAUUCGCAGGGGGGCCUUGAUGGGCUCCCCAGCCCUUUCUCCAGUACAGCGCUGUCUGCCUGGCUGCUUCCCUUAACCCUGACUUCUAAGCCAUCAAUUUUAUGUUAUUUAUUAUUGCCCUUUGUGGGUUGUGGAGGGAACCUCGUGGGUCUGUACAUAACCCCCUUCCCUAACCACUCCUGGUCUUGACUUGAAGAGAAUUGACUUUGUGAGGGCCUCCUCACCUCCCCAACCCAGACUUUGGAGGGAAUGGGGGUUGCAAGACAAAUCAGAAUAUGGAUGAUAAUGAGGAUACAGCAGUCUGGACCCUAGAGAGGGGGUCAAGUUCUCAUUGGGGAGGUAUAGGUUGGGCCCCCUGCCUCCCAUUGCAGUCUCUGACCUCCAGAGCUCAACCCCCUCCUUUCUCAGUGAUGAAAAGAUAUCAAUAAACUUAUUUUUAAUACAAUUA
Messenger RNA from Hipposideros armiger (great roundleaf bat), 2636 nucleotides. RefSeq names its product Myb related transcription factor, partner of profilin (gene MYPOP). Bases 993 to 2027 code for a protein of 344 amino acids. The record is from RefSeq and is a predicted model, not a curated record. The transcript is spliced from 4 exons. NCBI's taxonomy places the organism in Eukaryota, Metazoa, Chordata, Mammalia, Chiroptera, Hipposideridae. Gene Ontology annotation, cellular component: nucleus. Gene Ontology annotation, biological process: regulation of transcription by RNA polymerase II. Gene Ontology annotation, molecular function: DNA-binding transcription factor activity, RNA polymerase II-specific; RNA polymerase II cis-regulatory region sequence-specific DNA binding.